AUGGAAGUUCAAAUCAUUUCGAAAGAAACUGUGAAACCCUCUUCUUCAACACCACAACACCUAAGAACCUACAACCUUUCUCUCCUUGAUCAAUUAGCUCCUCCAGUUUACAUUCCCAUCAUUCUCUUUUACUCAGCAACCGGUGAAAUUUCCUGCAAAAAAUCUCAUCUCUUAAAAACAUCCUUCUCAGAGACAUUAACCCACUUCUAUCCUUUCGCCGGACGAAUGAAAGAUUGUUUUUCUAUUGACUGCAAUGAUGAAGGAGCUCCAUAUGUUGAAGCUCAUGUAGCUGGAGACAUGUCCACGAUACUUCAAGAACCGGACAUACAUCAACUGGAAAAGCUACUGCCAUGCAACCCACAUGACGUAUCACCUGAAGUAAGCUCUCAAGUAAUCGUAGCAGCCCAAGUGAAUUACUUUGAUUGCGGUGGAAUGGCAGUGAGUGUUUGUAUUUGGCAUGCAAUUGCCGAUGCAUCAGCAGUGGCGUCCUUUCUCACUAGCUGGGCUGCGAUUGCCCGUGGUGCUACUGACGAAAUUGAAGGUGUGAUCUUUGAUUGCACCUCGCUCUUCCCUCCACAAGACAUGCGAAGUUUCUCGUUGCAUAAUUUCUUAAAGGAGGAUUUGUUAAGUAAAAUUAUGUUGAAAAGGUUCCUGUUUGAUAGCUCCAAGUUAGCUGAUCUGAGAGAAGAAGUUGGCAAUGGACCGUGUUUAGAACGUCCAACGCGAGUUGAGGCUGUGGCAGCCCUCAUUUGGGGGGCUGUGAUGGCUGCAGAUGGAGAAGAAAAUCAAAAUGAAACUGCCGAGAUUAAUGCUGCAACCAUUUCAGUGGGUCUACGGAAAAGAAUGAUUCCGCCACUGCCAAAGCUAUCAAUUGGAAACGCCUAUCAAGUGGCAAUGGCUAAUUUUUCAAAGAAGGAGAAACAGCUAAACUAUAAUGGUUUAGCAGGAAAGCUUCAUGAGUCAAUAGGGAAGAUGAAUAAUGACUACGUGAGGAAGAUACAUGCUGGUGGUGGGUACUUCCAGUUUUUGAGGACAAAAGGCGAGGAGCUUGGGAAAAACCCUAAUCUGAUGAAGGUGUUUGGAUUCAGUAGUUGGUGCAGAUUUCCAUUCUAUGAGGCUGAUUUUGGGUGGGGAAAGCCCAAUUGGGUAGGCACUGCCUUGACACUUUAUAAAGUUGCCAUUCUCAUAGACACCAAAGAUGGUCAGGGAAUAGAAGCAUGGGUGUCCUUGCCUAAGGAAGAUAUGGUGAAGUUCGAACAAAAUCCUGGCAUAUGUGCCUAUGCAUCUUUCAAGCUAAGCACUUAAAUAAGUUUCUUGUACUUUGUUAUUUUCUUCUAGUUCGGAGGGCAGGAGAUAACAAUUUGAAUCAUGCACGCAUGCAUGCUGAUUCUGUGCUAUAAUCAGUAAUAUAUAUGUAUAUAUAUAUAUAUAUUAGCUACUCGAUGGAUUACGAAUGUAAUAUAGCUAUA
Molecule: messenger RNA, 1469 nt
Organism: Hevea brasiliensis (rubber tree)
Lineage: Eukaryota; Viridiplantae; Streptophyta; Magnoliopsida; Malpighiales; Euphorbiaceae
Product: stemmadenine O-acetyltransferase-like
Exons: 1
Coding region: 1-1305 (434 amino acids)
Source: RefSeq, a predicted model, not a curated record